Molecule: messenger RNA, 1333 nt
Organism: Ylistrum balloti
Lineage: Eukaryota; Metazoa; Mollusca; Bivalvia; Pectinida; Pectinidae
Product: zinc finger protein aebp2-like
Exons: 6
Coding region: 1-1311 (436 amino acids)
Biological process (GO): regulation of transcription by RNA polymerase II
Cellular component (GO): ESC/E(Z) complex
Source: RefSeq, a predicted model, not a curated record
AUGGCGGCUGUCGGGUGCAUGGAAAAUAGUGGGGAUAAUAACAGUGAAGAAAGACAGGACAACUGUGUCUCUGAUCUACGUGAAAUGUGCAAGAAAAAUGGGUUGAAUCACAAAUUAAAUUAUGAAGAUAAAACAGGUGAUUGUAUGAAUGCAAAGGAGAUAAUUUUGGAGAAACUUACAAGGAUCAACGGUACCAACAAACACAAUUCAUUCACGAAACCAUCGAUUCCAACACUUCGGUCGCGUGGGGAGAGAGUGUCCGGGGGGCAGGAUUCGCCCCGGCGGACAAGGAGGUUGUCCAAGCAGGAUCAGACUGAGCCACGAGUCACAGACUGUAAGGAUGAAGAGCAGGAGACACCGCAGUGCACUUUCCCCUGUGUGGACCUGUUCUCCGACAAGAAUGGAGUAUCCAGUUUGUCAGAAGAGAAAGAGAUAACAAGACUAGUGGAGGGGGGAUGUGCAUCAGAACAGGUAACCCCCGACACGUCGCGUUCGUGUACACCUUUAUCCAUCGUGGGGAGCUGUGUGCUCAGCCCUAUAAGUAAGGACAGUCGGCCGGCAGACACACAAUGUAGUUGUAAAGAGACUUAUAUAGCAUGUAAAUGGAAGGACUGCGAGUGUGGGCUUGAACCACCAGCCCUCAUGGACCAUAUUAGGCAGUGUCAUGUGGACACUCAGAGUGGUGAAACUUAUGUGUGCCUGUGGCAGGGUUGUAAAGUAUUUGACAAAAGUUCGUGUUCUAGAUCAUGGUUGGAAAGGCAUAUACUAAGUCACAGCGGCGACAAGCCGUUUAAGUGUAUUGUAGAUGGAUGUGUGAUGAGAUUCACCUCCCAGAAAGGACUGGAACGCCACGUAAAUAGUCACUUCGCAGUGCAGCAAAGCAACAACAACCGCACACAAAAGUCCCGAGAGGACACACCAACAAAAAUGUGGCGACGCAAAAAGUUAAAACGACGGCGUCAUACGGCAGUACGAACGACAGACUUCUUCGACUCAGGAAUCAUGGAGCAAUUACAGCAAGAGUUAAUGAACUUCACAGAGCACACUCACAUUGAUCUCAACGGCAGCUCAAACUCUGUCACAUUCCACAGUUCUGUCCUAGCCAGACGGAGGGAAGAAUCAGGCAAAGUCAAAGUACUACUUCAUUGGUCACCAGAAGAUAUUAUACCAGACAAAUGGGUGUCAGAAUCGGAGGUGCCAGCGCUACAUACGUGUACCAUUCCUGUUCGCCAACUACCUCAGGACACUGCCCUUGGUCUCCAUCCCUCCCUGUACCGACGCCAUAGGUACCGUAAGCACCGCAGGAAAUGACCAUUAGUCAGCUAGGCAGGCC